Messenger RNA from Pteronotus mesoamericanus, 1173 nucleotides. RefSeq names its product taste receptor type 2 member 7-like. Gene Ontology annotation, biological process: sensory perception of taste; G protein-coupled receptor signaling pathway; detection of chemical stimulus involved in sensory perception of bitter taste. The transcript has 2 exons. The record is from RefSeq and is a predicted model, not a curated record. Gene Ontology annotation, cellular component: membrane. Gene Ontology annotation, molecular function: bitter taste receptor activity; G protein-coupled receptor activity. NCBI's taxonomy places the organism in Eukaryota, Metazoa, Chordata, Mammalia, Chiroptera, Mormoopidae. Bases 1 to 1173 code for a protein of 390 amino acids.
AUGCCAUCUGGAACUGAAAAUAUUCUUCUGAUAGCUAUAGGAGGAGAAUUAAUAACUGGAAUGUUGGGGAAUGGGUUCAUUAUACUAGUUAACUGCGUUGACUGGGUGAAGGGUCAAAAACUUUCAUCAGUUGACUGCAUCCUCACCAGCUUGGCUCUCUCCAGAAUCACUCUUCUUUGGAUAACAGUAUUUGAUUCAUUUAUAAUGGUGUUAUGGCCACAUCUAUAUUCCAUCGAAAAACUAGCAAACUGUAUUGCUAUGUUUUGGACACUAUCCCAUUACCUUGCUGCCUGGUUUGCCUCCUCUCUAAGCAUUUUCUAUUUCUUUAGAAUAGCCAAUUUCUCCCAUCCCUGCUUUGCCUGGCUCAGGUGGAGAAUUAGCAAAGUGUUACUUGUGCUUCCACUGGCAUCUUUGUUUUCUCUGUUUCUCAACCUUGAAUCAAUAGAUUCAUUAGCUUAUUUGUGGUUUAAUGCCUAUAAAAGACACGAAAAAAACUCAACAUGGUCUUCAGAUGUAAGUAAAACUCUGCAUGUUAAGGGCUUGAUUGUUUCUAAUUUUAUGUACUUAAUUCCCUUUCUUCUGUCUCUGACUUCACUGUUCCUUUUAUUUCUCUCCUUGAGGAGACACACCAGGAAUGUGCAGAUGAACUCCAGCUCUAGGGACUUCAGCACAGAAGCCCAUAAAAAGGCCAUGAAAAUGGUGAUGUCUUUUCUCCUCCUCUUCACGUUUCAUUUUUCUUCCUUCAUAUUAACAGGUUGGUGUUAUCUUUUAGUGAAGAAACAGCAGGCCAAUCUGGUUAUCGCGUUCACAUCGACUAUUUUUCCUUCGGGCCACUCAUUUAUUCUAAUUUUGGGAAAUAGCAAGCUGAGACAAACUGCUUUGGAACUACUGUGGCAUCUUAAUUGCCACCUGAAAAAGGAUGCACAGCUUCUUAAAUACGGUUGUGGGCCUUCAUUAAAUUCUUCACUGUCCGUGGAAAAUCCCGUAACUCCUCUCUCUCACAGCAGGAUUUCUACGACCGCCUGGGGAGCUUGGCUAAGAGGGGCAAGUGCAACGACAAAGGGAGACUCUCGCGAGACUGAAGAGGCCGUCAGGCGCAACUCCGCUCUGCUCCGCCGCCGCCGGGCCUCCUGGGAGUCCGCCAUUGCGCUGGCCCACGGACCGUUAGCGUAA